GAAUUCUUGCUUACAAACACUGACUGAUCUGAUUCACCGUAAUUUCCUGCUUCACAAGUAACAAGACGAGCCUAGACGACUCGAGCAAUCCGAGGCCCCAUCCAACAGGAAUCAAAAUGGCCACGGGGAGGGGCACCCACUCCAGUUCGAGUGAAGUGAAUGGAAAAUUGUCAGACUACAAAACCCCACCCAGAAAAAAUGGCCAUGUAAACGGUGUGAAAAAGAACGGGAUUAACGGAAAGCGUGAUCACACAAAAUGGCAAGAGGAUUUCUUUGAGUCAUUUGAGGAAACACCUCUUCUCGUGGCCAUCCUAACUUACCUUGGCUAUGCUUUGCUUGUAGUGAUCGGACAGAUCAGAGAUCUCAUGAGAGCUUAUGGAAUUGAAAAAGACAAAAGCUGCACAGAGCCAAAAUUAGAGGGCUUUGUGCCGCUCUUCUUGAGUUGGGAGAGCUUUUACACCAGAAACUUAUAUAGACGUGCGCGUGACUGCUGGAACAGACCUAUCUCCAGUUGCGCUGGCGGGCGCAUUGAUGUCAUGGAGAGAAUCUCUCCUGAUUACGGAUGGAAUUUUCAACUGACGGGGAAAAAGCUGGAUGUUAUGAACUUUGGUUCGUACAACUACCUGGGUUUUGCAGAGAACACAGGCCCGUGUGCCGAUAAAGUGGAAGAAACAACAAGGAAAUAUGGAGUGGGUGUGUGUGCCAGCCGUCAGGAGAUGGGUUAUAUGGACAUUCAUCGUGAGUUGGAUGAUCUGACUGCGGAGUACCUAGGGGUGGAAGCAGCUAUCACAGUGCCCAUGGGUUUUGCCACCAACUCCAUGAACAUGCCUUCCCUUGUCGGCAAGGGAAGCCUUAUCCUCAGUGAUGAGCUGAAUCAUGCGUCCCUGAUCCUGGGCUCUCGUCUGACUGGUGCUCUUAUUCGCACGUUCAAGCACAAUGACAUGAGAGACCUGGAAAAGAAACUGAGAGAUGCUGUAACAGAAGGUCAGCCCAGAACACACAGACCCUGGAAGAAAAUUUUGAUUGUUGUGGAGGGUGUUUACAGUAUGGAGGGUUCCAUCGUGCGUCUGCCAGAUGUGAUCAGGCUGAAGAAAAAGUACAAGGCUUACAUCUACCUGGACGAGGCUCACAGCAUCGGGGCAAUGGGUCCCCAUGGAAAGGGUGUGGUCGACUACUUUGGCCUUGAUCCCCGUGAUGUGGACAUCAUGAUGGGAACAUUCACCAAGAGUUUUGGAGCGGCCGGAGGAUACAUUGGUGGAACCAGGCGUCUGAUCAACCACCUGAGAGCCAACGCCCACAGCUGCAUCUAUUCGACUGCCAUGUCACCGCCUGUUGUGCAGCAAAUCAUCAGCUCUAUGAGUACCAUCAUGGGUAAAGAUGGCACGCAGGAAGGCAUGAAAAGGAUCAGGCAGCUGGCAUGGAAUGCGCGUUACUUCCGGAAACGUCUGCAUGAAAGGGGCUACAUCCUAUAUGGCAACAAAGACUCCCCGGUGGUUCCUUUACUUCUCUAUAUGCCUUCUAAAGUCGCUAUGUUCAGCCGAGAGACCCUUCGUCGCGGCAUGGCCACAGUUGUGGUAGGCUUUCCAGCUACGCCCCUCAUUGAGACAAGAGCCAGAUUCUGUUUGUCUGCAGCUCACACGAAGGAAAUGCUGGACGAAGCCAUACAGAUCAUUGAUGAUGUGGGAGAUUUGCUUCGACUGAGGUAUUCCAGCCUUCCAGCACCAGAUUUUUCAGAGGAUGAUAUUGAACUUAUCCAGUAACAUCUACCUGUGCACAGACUUAAAUUAUUGUCGACUACAACAGCUGUUUCGGACAAGAACAUCUCAAUUGAUUGAUCAUGACUGACAACUAAAGACCUGUGAUAUCCAGUCAGUGCUCGCUAAUUGUGAUAUUUAUUAGCUGUAAGGACAGGUUCUCUAGUAUGUAGAAGUAUGACGAAAUACUACCAAAAAGUUUUGCUUUUCAAGUUCAGCUAAGAAGUUUCUGUUUGAGCCACCAGCCUGAGAGUCCAGUAGAUUUAUGUGAUUAACUUUCAUUUUGCUUGUAUUGCUUUACCUGCCUUAUGUCAUGCCUAAUGAUUGUAUUUGUUGGCAGAUGUCAAGUCUUUGGUUCUCUUUACUUGUUAAUGCUUCCUUUUUAGCAAAAAAACGUAUAUAGAUUAUAUAAAGUCAUAUAAAGUAAAAUGAGUCUGUCCUUUGCCUCGCAGAGCAGGUGCUCUCAAAUAUUUUUUGAUCGCCCAUGAGAUUCUAUAAUUAAUACUGUUUUACUUUCUGAGGAGGAACAUCUCAAAGACUGUAAGACGGAUCUUACUUGAAUUUUUUUUCCAGCUGAAUUCACAUCUUCAUGGAGUUUGCCAUAUGUCUAUACCGGUAUUAUGGUUUUGCUGUAUGAUUAUGCACAGAUGAGUUCUUUUAACUGCUUUCCUGAUUUCUAGAGAUGUUUGUAGUAUACAGUAAAACCCUGAUAAAACGAACUUCACGAGACCUGAGAAUUUGUUUGUGUUUAGCAAAGUGCGAAUGAAAAGAACCUGUAAAAUGGGAAGGCUGUUCCUUUCUGUACAUUGCAACCAAAACUGACAAGAUCACAUGCUGGGCUGUGUGGAACCUAUUUUUUUGUCAUUAAUAGCACAUGCAGAGCUGCUAACUUUUGGAGAUUGAGAAAGGGGCGUCCAUAUUUUCAACCUUAGAUGGAUGCCUUGACUGCACAGAAUGAGAUUCAAGGGAAGUUGUAGCUAUUUCCUUGAUGGUUUUCAUGCUAAUACUCAGUUCAAGUUGAAGAUCAAAUUUUUUUUCUUCUUUUUAAUGUAAUUAAUAAAUAAUAGUUCCUGGUAGCACAUUAUCAAGAUAUCUGAAAACUGAAAAAUUGGAUGUUUCCAUUAAUUCUUUGAUUCCAGGAUGCCACUUCAGCAGCAUAUUUGGCUCCGCGUUUUAGUGGAUCUCCACCUAAGUGGCAUUUUUGGGGGGCACUUAUUUCAUCAACCCCAAGAUCUACCCCUACUCCUGUGCUACAUUUACUAGCUAUUUUCACCUGCACUGUGAGUCUCUGUCUAAUUACGUAGAGUUUGAGUUCACACUCAAACAUAUCCGUCGAUAUUUGACUGAAUUAUACCCAUUUUAAGGUAACACCCUGGGCUGCCUCUAAUGAGGUGUGUGACAUUUUUGGAAUUAGGGAUGGUUGACAGUUACACAUAGUGUCUCAUCUCAAGGUUUUUUUUCCCACGCAUUUCCUGUAAACAGCAGGUGGUGAGAGAGUAGUGUUAAUCAGCUGGAAUUUCUUAUUGUUUUAAGAGAAGUUGCAAUGCAUAGAAUAAAGAAGGGGAAAGAACGGGGUUAUAAAAUUUACACAUUUUUCGCAUUAACAGGAAUUUGGUGUCAAACAGGUUCGUGUUAAACAAAAUCUACUGUAUAUUAAAGGCAUGCUCUGAGUCUAGAUUUGGUUUGAUAAAUUGGAAUCGGUGUGUUUACAUACUACUAAUUCUUAUGGAGUUGGGUUUUUAAAAACAAAUUGACCCGUUCCAAAGCAAAGAUAGCUUGCUACAAAGUAGGUCCUGGCUGCUAUUGGCUUAAAGUGAAACUUGUACUUAUCUGAUGUGGAUGGUGGAAUCUGGAAUAUUUGGUACACUUGCCCUUUUUCCAAAGGCGUCGGUGGAAUGAAGCUAAGAGAAGUGGGAUUUUUACCAGGUUGUUUUGUGGUUAAAGACUUAAGAAACAUCUGUUAGAUUUCAACUCAGUCGGACUUUGUAGUAAGUGACAUUUGCGAGGAAUGAGAUAUUUAUUGUAGUGGUGAUCAGCCUCUUAAAAAACAUUUAUCAUUGAAAUGCAGCUUGUCAGUUUUAUGUAUGCACCUCGGGAAUGUAUUGAUAAUCGCUAUGGAAGGUAUGGACAAAAGUAUACCUUAAUUGUGCUAGAAAUGAAAAUGUACAUUUUAACUUUUAUUUGUAUUGUUUAUAUUCUAUUGUGCUUCAGUCUUCAUGAGAACCCCUUUCAUUUCCAUUGUAUAAGUUUUUUUGUUUUUUAGAAAUAUAUCUAUACUUGUUUGUUAAGGGUCAUAGUUGUCUAUCAAACUAUGAAAGGUUUGCGGGUCAUUAUCUUUCUCCCCUCUGAAGUGCCAGUGUCACGUUCAAUUGGCAUGUCGUUCCCCCUCGCUCACCUUGACAUACAAGAACAUUUUGUUCUAGUUCUUUAUAGCUUCCUUCUUAUUUCUAUUAGGAGGAUGAUCUGUUUAUAUAUUUUACAGCAUAUCAGGAAGAAUCAAAAGGCUGUCCUGUUGUGGAGAAAAAAAAUUCCCUCAAAACAGGAAAAGCCUUGCUGUAUUGCUCAUUUACUGCCCCCUCAUCUUGGCUAGCUUUGAAAUCCCCACUCUUUUUAUCGUUUUCCUUAGACAAACUUUGAAUGGAAGUGAUUUGUUUUCACCUCCGAGUCCCUAUCACACACACACACUUAUGGGUCAAGAAACAUCAUGUUGACAAGUUUAAAAUGAACAAAGCAGUCGUGUUAAUGUUGUUGUGAAAUAUUUCAUUCAAUGUCCUUUGUCCUUCAGCUUGUUUGUGGUGAAAUGAGAGCUCAAUAUUCAAGGCACGGGGACACUGUUAGUGUCAAAUACAAGAUGCUUUAUUGCUUGUUUGCUCAGAUUGGUUUCUUGAUUUCUUUAUUAAAAUUGUGAAGUUAAUGGAAUUCCAAUCUGUGUUAUCAUUUUGAGCACAUGAUCACUUGUUAAAUUCUGGAGUGUUACGAUUUCCAUUUUUGAAUGCUUUUCUUUUUUAAUCUUGGGAGGGGUGGAGAAUUACUUUGGAUGGAUGUUUACUUAUUUCAUGGAGAGGAAAAAUGUUCAAGGAAAGAUUAUUAUUCACUUUAAUCUUUCUCCUAUAUUUUAGACAUUGGUUUGUGAGAUAUAAUCGAUGUUGAAUAAAGAAAAAAAAUGCAGCUCACACUGGUACCCUGUUUUUGCUUGUUUAGGCACUAAAGUUCCAUUACAACAAUGUCGGAAUAAGAAUAGAAAGCAGCCAAGAAGCCCCUGGGAAAUGAGGUUUUUCAAAGAAUAAGUCGCUUUGUCGUUUGGAUAGCUUCUUUGAAGACGAGCAGCUGUGUUACUCUCUUUUAGAUCUUGGUGCACUUAAGAAUAAAUGAAUAUGUUUAUUAUUGAAUGUUGUCUUGAAUCAGAAAUGUAAAAUAACUUAUUGGACUACUGGUAUGAGAUAUUUAUUCUUGAAUGGAUUUAUGCUGAAUUAUUAAAAUGAUAUGCUUUGUGUUC
This is a messenger RNA of Aplysia californica (California sea hare), 5250 nucleotides long. Its product is annotated as serine palmitoyltransferase 2. The transcript has 13 exons. NCBI's taxonomy places the organism in Eukaryota, Metazoa, Mollusca, Gastropoda, Aplysiida, Aplysiidae. Gene Ontology annotation, biological process: sphingosine biosynthetic process; ceramide biosynthetic process. Bases 117 to 1760 code for a protein of 547 amino acids. Gene Ontology annotation, molecular function: pyridoxal phosphate binding; serine C-palmitoyltransferase activity. The record is from RefSeq and is a predicted model, not a curated record. Gene Ontology annotation, cellular component: serine palmitoyltransferase complex.